This is a messenger RNA of Acanthosepion pharaonis, 1830 nucleotides long. NCBI's taxonomy places the organism in Eukaryota, Metazoa, Mollusca, Cephalopoda, Sepiida, Sepiidae. The record is from the annotation of a GenBank genome assembly.
AUGAACAAUGAAGACAUUACUUCUGCUCCAAAAAGUUCAAAUCAUCGACACCAUAAAAUUACUAGCUACCAACAACAACACCAUAAUCACCACCAUCAUUCCUCCUCCUCCUCCUCUUAUGAACAUAAGCAACACUCUACACAACAAAAUCAAACUGGACAUCGACGACACUUACAUCACCAUCAUCACCACAACCGUCAUAAAAACCAGCGGAACCCUGCGCAAAUACCUUCUGAUUCAGCUGCAACACCAGCUGCAUCAAGAAGAAGCCUUCAUCGGCACCAUCACAAUGAUGGUGAAACUAAUGCUACUGCACGCAACCACUAUGAAAAUCCUGAUUUUAAUAGAAAUAAUGAUACCGAAACCAGUACCAAUCACUCUCAGAACAAAGAUAACUGGACAUGUAACACAGUUCCAACUAUAACUUCAUCCUUAUUGGACCGUAACCCUAAGGCACUACUAACUUCUCACCGCCCAUCCAAGAAGUCUCUUUAUACUUCCUCCCAGCUGAUACCGUCUCGAGCAUCUUUAUCCCCUCCACUCAGUUCCAGUUUAUCUGACAGCCCCUCUUUGAGCAAAAGACCUCGAGUGUCAACACCGCUGUCAGAAAUGACUGAUAUCGACAGUGAAACUUCUGUUUGCAGUGAGGCCCACAUCCAUUCCUUGUUUCCUGAGCUGCUUGUCAUGAUCUUUUGCUACCUGGAUGUACGAGAUAAGGGACGAGCUGCUCAGGUAUGUGUCCGCUGGCGUGAUGCUGCUUAUACUCGCACAGUAUGGCGGGGUGUUGAGGCAAAAAUUCAUCUCCGUCGCUCUAACCCAUCGCUCUUCCGUAGCCUGGCCAAACGUGGUAUCCGGCGAAUUCAGAUUCUCAGUCUGAAACGAAGUCUUCGAGAUGUCGUGGCCGGCAUACCUGACCUGGAAAGCUUGAAUCUGAGCGGCUGUUAUAACAUCACUGAUGCAGGCCUUGGUCAGGCACUUCUGCAUAGACUACUCACAGUUCACGAGCUCAACUUGAGUCUUUGUAAACAGAUCACGGAUUACAGUCUUAGCAGGAUUGCUAUUUACUUAAAAAAUUUGCGAGUUCUUCACUUGGGUGGUUGUUCAGUUAUUACAAAUGCAGGAUUGUUUGUUAUCUCCUAUGGACUCGUGAAAUUGAAAUCGCUUGAUUUACGCAGCUGCAGGGAUCUGUCGGACCAGGGUAUAGCACAUUUAGCAGGGCUUGGUGACGAGGUGACACACCAGGGAAAUUUGGCACUAGAACAUUUAUGUUUGCAGGAUUGCCAGAAACUCACAGACCAAGCCUUGCGCUACAUCAGCAUUGGGUUGAAAAACUUGACUAAAGUUAAUCUAAGCUUCUGUGGUGGUGUCACAGAUGCUGGUCUACAGUAUCUUGCCAAAAUGCCAAGUCUCCGAAAAAUAAACUUAGCUAGCUGUGAUCAAGUGACAGAUGCUGGCCUGGCACAUCUAGCCCGAGGUGGAUCGCGGAUUACUUCAUUAGAUGUGAGUUUCUGUGACAAGAUUGGGGACUGGGGAUUAAGCUGCUUAGCAGGAGGUCUCUUCAACCUCGAAUGUCUCAGCCUUAGUGCCUGUAAUAUUAGUGAUAAUGGCAUCAGUCAUAUUGUACAAACAAUGCAUGGACUGACCACUCUCAAUAUUGGUCAGUGCCACCGAAUCACUGAUCGUGGUCUGAACUUGAUUGCAGACAAUCUGAAGAAGCUAUCGCGGAUGGACCUUUAUGGCUGCACACAAAUCUCAGCCAAGGGUCUGGAAAGAAUUAUGCAAUUACCAAGUUUGUCCAGUCUCAAUUUGGGCCUUUGGCACAAGAGGUGA